Molecule: messenger RNA, 912 nt
Organism: Helicoverpa armigera (cotton bollworm)
Lineage: Eukaryota; Metazoa; Arthropoda; Insecta; Lepidoptera; Noctuidae
Exons: 2
Coding region: 1-912 (303 amino acids)
Biological process (GO): DNA replication, removal of RNA primer
Molecular function (GO): nucleic acid binding; RNA-DNA hybrid ribonuclease activity
Source: RefSeq, a predicted model, not a curated record
AUGGGGGGGAUCGACAUUGGAACGUCCCGUGACGUCAAAAUAUUAGGCCUCACAAUCGACGACAAACUCAGCUUCAACAAACACAUAGCUAUCGCUUGUAAAAAGGCGAUAGCUAUGUACAAACAACUGGCCAGGGCAGCUCGAGCUAGUUGGGGUCUACAGCCGGAAAUCAUCAGGACCAUCUACACGGCAGCAGUAGAGCCCACGAUACUUUGUGAAGCCUACCGCACGGUCUCCCUAAACUCGGCACUGUUGCUCGCUGGGAUACCCCUAGACAUUCGGAUAAGGGAAGCUGCUUCACUUUACGAAGCGAAGGUGGGAGUGCCCCAGCCAACACUGGGAGAUAGGGAGAUCGAGCGGAUGGCCUCAGCCCUUGAAGCCCCUCACCCCGCAGAAUUGGUGACACUGCAGUACGACAGCAUAGCGGACGACGAAGAAUACAGAAACCGGAGUGAGGAGUUUGCUGUGCGCAUUUUUACCGACGGCAGUAAGAUACAGGGCAAGGUCGGCGCGGCGCUAUCUUUGUGGGAUAGUACCACCGAAACAAAGGCUCUUAAACUUACUUUGCCGUCAUACUGCACUGUCUACCAGGCUGAAUUGUUGGCACUGCAGAAAGCGGCAACUGAAGCACUCAAACGCCGGGAAAACACGUUCGGCAUCUUCAGCGACUCUAUGGCGGCCCUGCAGACAGUCACCAACGUCAGUGCCCCCCAUCCUCUAGCAGUGGAAACAAGGGACACCAUACGCCUGAAGCUCCAGAACAAGAGUGUCUCCUUGUUCUGGAUAAAGGCCCACAGGAUUGAGGGCAAUGAGCGGGCUGAUCAACUCGCAAAAGAAGCCGCCCUAAAGUCGAAGAAGAAGCCGGACUACGAUCCUGUCCAUCCUCAUUCGUCAAGCGGCAGAUACGUAUGA